Tarenaya hassleriana is the source of this 1909-nucleotide messenger RNA. RefSeq names its product glucan endo-1,3-beta-glucosidase 5. Gene Ontology annotation, biological process: carbohydrate metabolic process. The transcript has 2 exons. The record is from RefSeq and is a predicted model, not a curated record. Lineage: Eukaryota; Viridiplantae; Streptophyta; Magnoliopsida; Brassicales; Cleomaceae. Bases 314 to 1774 code for a protein of 486 amino acids. Gene Ontology annotation, molecular function: hydrolase activity, hydrolyzing O-glycosyl compounds. Gene Ontology annotation, cellular component: plasma membrane.
CGACAAGACAAUGGUUAAUUUCUCGGAUGCUUAUUCUAUUCAUCAUCCUAUCAUCAACAAACGAAUUGGAAAAAAAAAGAAGAAAUACAUUAUAAGUGAAUCUCUGCAGUGUCGCUCCGUGAUUUGAAACCAUAUUUAUAUCUAUCUGUAGAAGAAGCCCACUUUAUAAAGAAGUCGCCCCGCUUUUACUUCACGCUUCUUAACAGGAAGAGCUCUCUGUUGGGAGUUAACACAGUGAGAUAAAGAAAGAAAGAUCGAACCUUUCAUUCACAUUUGCUCCGAUAUUUUGCCCCCCCUUGAGUCCGAUGAAAAAAUGGUGUCUGGGAGAAGAUCACUCCGAGCAAUUCUCUUUAUCCUCGCCGUUAUUUAUCGGGUAGAGGUGGGGCAGUCGGCGAUCGGAGUGAACUGGGGAACGGUGUCGUUUCACAGGCUGAAGCCAUCGACGGUGGUGGAUCUCCUGAGGGACAACAAGAUAACGAAGGUGAAGCUGUUCGAUGCGGACCCAGGUGCGCUUGGAGCUCUCAUGGGGAGUGGGAUCCAAGUGAUGGUCGGCAUUCCCAACGAGAUGCUCUCCUCUCUCAGCUCUUCUCCCCUCGCCUCUGAUUUGUGGGUUCGUCAGAAUCUCUCUCGCUUCAUCGGUAAAUCCGGCGCCGAUAUCAGGUAUGUUGCAGUAGGGAAUGAGCCCUUUCUGACCAGUUACAGUGGCCAGUUUCAGAACUAUGUUGUCCCUGCUCUGCUUAAUCUGCAGCAGUCCUUGGUUAAGGCAAAUCUAGCUGGUUAUGUGAAGUUGGUAGUCCCUUGCAACGCAGACGCAUACGAGUCUAAUCUUCCUUCCCAGGGUGUUUUCCGGACCGAGCUCACCCAGAUCAUGACCCAACUGGUUUCAUUUCUCAACUCCAAUGGCUCCCCAUUCGUCGUCAAUAUCUACCCUUUCCUUAGUCUGUAUGGAAAUUCCGAUUUCCCACAAGACUAUGCCUUCUUUGAAGGAAGUACUCAUCCAGUUGUAGACGGGCCUAAUGUCUACUAUAAUGCAUUUGAUGGAAACUUUGAUACCCUCGUUGCUGCUCUCAGCAAGCUUGGAUACGGUCAAAUGCCUAUAGUUGUCGGUGAGAUUGGUUGGCCUACUGAUGGAGCAGUCGGUGCUAAUCUCACUGCAGCUCGGGUCUUCAACCAAGGGCUCGUAAAUCGUAUACUGAGCAACAAAGGAACGCCUCUCAGGCCAGGCAUGCCACCGAUGGAUGUAUAUCUGUUCAGUUUGCUUGAUGAAGGAGCGAAAAGCACAUUGCCCGGUAACUUUGAGAGGCACUGGGGGAUAUUCUCUUUCGAUGGGCAGGCUAAGUAUCGUCUCAGCUUAGGGUUAGGCAACAAAGAACUCAAGAACGCGAAGAAUGUGCAGUACCUUCCUUCCAGGUGGUGUGUGGCGAACCCGUCAAGGGACCUGAACGAAGUUUCCAACCACUUCAGACUUGCCUGCAGUGUCGCGGAUUGCACCACGCUGAACUACGGAGGGUCGUGCAACGAGAUUGGCGAGAAGGGCAAUAUCUCGUACGCAUUCAACAGCUACUACCAGCUGCAGAUGCAAAAUGAGAAAAGCUGCGACUUUGAUGGGCUUGGCAUGGUCACUUUCCUAGAUCCUUCCGUCGGUGAAUGCAGGUUUCUGGUCGGGGUUACUGACAAAGGCUCAUCAUCUUCUUUGGGUGCUGACCCAAUGCAGAGGUUGUCUCUUUGCCAGAAGAUAUUCAGUGUAUUGGUGGUGUUGGCCUUCACAAUGUAAAGGAAUUCUUCUUAGAUGGGCUUUUUUCCAGUGUCCCCUCUUCAUUAGUUACAGGAUAGAGAAACUAUACGGGACUUAUCCUUGUGUGUAGGAGGAAAAGCAAUAUAUAACGAUUAUUCAUAAUAUUACUCAUUA